Amoebophrya sp. A25 is the source of this 1682-nucleotide messenger RNA. The record is from the annotation of a GenBank genome assembly. NCBI's taxonomy places the organism in Eukaryota, Dinophyceae, Syndiniales, Amoebophryaceae.
AGGAAGCGACACGGCACAGACACGCUGAUUUUCAUAUUUACCGACUCAUGUAGGUACGUGACUUCUAUACCAUAGAUGUUACUAGCAAAAGCAUGAGCUGCAUGGAAAAGUUCUUCUUUCGCUGUAAGUAUCCGUUUUCAACUACAUGAUAGCGCCAACUCUCUCAAGAGUGCUCUCACCAAAACAAGAAAAAAUGGCUGAAAAUACAACAUCUGGGAGUGGCCUCGGCGCUCCCCACGUUUGGCGACAGCUUGACUUGGGGCCAUGCUUGUCCCUGUGGAAUAGCCGCUCUUACCUACAGGAAAAGAUAGGAGAGGUGAAGGCGUCGUUUCACGAAAGCGAUUCAACCACCUUCGAUUAUAGACACAAGGCGUUCGUCUAUGUGUUGCGGACAUUCAGUGAGGUGUUUUUUCAACCGGAAAGCGAAGCUGGGAUUCCACUGAGUCAACAAUGUGACAGUUCACAUGCAGCAAAUGUGGACGGGAGGUCCACUGCGAGCAUUCCGGCCGAGACGACGGCUACUUCUAUGGAAAAGCUGGAGGAGAACACUGGGAGCAACAGCAAGAAGAAUCCUAACGAACCUCCGACAACUUCUGCUUCAUCUACACCAGAGAAAUCAUCUUCGUUAUCUUCUCCUUCCUCAAAUUCUUGUAGAAGAGCCAAGCAUUACUAUUAUCGUGCUACUCCUAGUGCGACUCGCGCUGCUGCUACGUUGGGGAAUACUGUGCCUGCACUAGAAGGAGACUUCAACUUGCCCGAUCAGGUGUUGAAUGAAGCCAAAGCGGAAGCUUGUUAUUCCACCGUGUUGCGGAUGUGCUCUCCGGGUGCAAAAGUCUGGCUUCAUUACGACGUCUGCGACAAUGUUUUGUGUCAAGUCGUUGGAAGAAAACGCGUGUUAUUGUGGCCCUCAGAGUGCGUGGACGCAUUGGGGUUUGAUUCGCAAGCGUCGAGCUCAGUGUUUGCGUGCCAAUUGCUUCGCUGUGGAUCGAGAUCAGAUGUAGAAAGGUUGGUGGAUGAAGCGAUGAGCAGUCUCGCGAUUAAGGACGAACACGAAGAACAGAAGAAUGCUGGGGUUCGGGUUCGCUCUUCUAGUUCUAGCAGUGCUUCUUUCGUUAACCUGGAUAGAGGAAAAGUUCUCGAAUCCUGGGAACGAAGAGUAGAGGUGAUACUAGAGCCAGGAGAUGCAGUGCUGAUUCCAGCCCUAUGGCCACAUUGCACAGAAGACUUGCGUAUCGAAGACUUGCAAGAUCCGCAGUCAUGCUGUAUUGAAGGAGAUCAGGAGAGGCGGAGGAAUGACGAUGAUGCUGUUUCCUGUUUCGCGGGUAUGAGUAUCAACGUUUUCUUCCACACUGAAGAUUUGUCAGGGCUGUACAAGGCGAAAGACGCGUGGGCCAAUCACGACUAUCCAGUUUUUCAGAGAGCCUGCAAUGCAAUAGAGAAAGCAGUGAAAACUCUUGCAGACGCUUUGCCAACGAGGUGUAGGGCAUUCUAUUUGAAAAAACUGGCUUUGUACUGUCAAGAACUGGCGAAUAAGGAUUGAUCUUCUCCUUAACCAAAGAGAAAGAACCAGAAUACCCCUAGCAAGAAAUCCCACUUUCCUCCAAAUACCUCCUCCAUUCCUUAUCUUUUCGAGCCCUUACAGUUAAAUUCGAAAAGCAGAUGUCAUGACGUCUAUCGCACGC